Ruditapes philippinarum (Manila clam) is the source of this 1027-nucleotide messenger RNA. Its product is annotated as countin-1-like. Bases 43 to 930 code for a protein of 295 amino acids. The transcript has 7 exons. The record is from RefSeq and is a predicted model, not a curated record. NCBI's taxonomy places the organism in Eukaryota, Metazoa, Mollusca, Bivalvia, Venerida, Veneridae.
AUCAGUGUGACCCAACUUUAAGACAACAUAUUGUAGUAGUACAUGACUACAAUCUUAACAAGGUACAAGAUAAGAAACUUAGGGCAACUUAAAAAGGAAACACCGCUCAAUACGGUCAGUUAUAACGUUAGCAGAGAUACGAACAAAAUGAAGGGAUUUUUGGUGAUCACCGCCUCGGUAAUAUUGUUAGCUCACCCAUUGGUUGGGUUGAAAUUACCAUCUUUAAAGGCGGAUUUGAAGUUCGUAACAAAAGACAUUUAUAAGCCAAUAGUUCAAGGGGAGAAAGUUGGGUUUGACAAAUGUAAAACUUGCAUCGACUUCGCAGGCCAAGCUUUAAACCAGCUCCUUAACAUCAAUUUAGAGGGCGGUGUUGUGGGUGGCUGUGCUGAUCUUUGUGGUGCUCUCGCCUCAAAAACGUCGCCAGCGGUCGGAGAAGUUUGUAAUUUACUGUGUGACAUUGUCGGCAUUGAAGAAUUCAUCAAAAUUAUACAAAAAGCUGACCUUGACCCUAUCUACUAUUGUGAGUUAAUUCCAGUCUGCCCAAUAAAUGACAAUGGUGAUGCAUCAUUCACCUCGUUCACAUGUACACCAAAAUCUGGACCACAAGGUACAUUUUCCAUUGAUUUUGCCUACACAUCAAAGAAUGGAACAGGUACAGGAGAAAUUUCUCUAGAAGUUGUCACAGUCGAUGGUGUCCCACUUGGUCAAAGUUUCUACCAUGCUCUAGCACAAGCUGGGGAUUAUACUGGCCAGUUCCAGCUGAAUGCUAAACCAGAUCCAAAUUGUGAUCCAUCCCAAGGUCCAUGUGAAGAAUGGCUACCAGGAGACUACACUGUUAAAAUGGCCAUAUGUAAUGGUGAAUGUGGCAGCAAACAUCCACACAGCGCCAUCUACGACGAGGAUACAACAACUUUCACAAUCACUCAGUAAAAACACCAGUGUGUUAAUGUGAUAGACUAGUAUUAUGUAAAGUUACACACAAGAUAAUUAUGUUUAGAUGUGUAGAAAAUAAAUGAAUUUUGAUACA